Danaus chrysippus (African queen) is the source of this 867-nucleotide messenger RNA. NCBI's taxonomy places the organism in Eukaryota, Metazoa, Arthropoda, Insecta, Lepidoptera, Nymphalidae. The record is from the annotation of a GenBank genome assembly.
AUGAGUGAUGCAGUGUUUUCGACUCGUUUAUAUAAACAUAUUGUAAUUUAUCCCCAGGUGCGGACACUGUUUGUCAGCGGACUGCCAAUGGAUGCGAAGCCUCGUGAACUUUACUUGCUUUUCCGAGCAUACGAAGGCUACGAAGGUUCUUUGCUAAAAGUCACGAGCAAAAAUGGAAAAACUGCCUCCCCGGUUGGGUUCGUCACAUUUCACACCAGAGCUGGUGCCGAGGCAGCUAAGCAAGAUCUUCAGCGCCGCAACGCUCGCGGCUGUUCACAGCAGGGUGUCCGGUUCGACCCCGACAUGCCGCAAACCAUUCGGCUGGAGUUCGCUAAAAGCAACACGAAGGUCAGCAAGCCGAAGCCGGCAGUUGCCACAGCCGCGCCAGCCGCACACCCUGCAUUGAUGCACCCACUCACUGGACACUUAGCUAGUCCCUUCUUCCCCGGAGGAGGCGCUGAACUAUGGCAUCACCCGUUAGCUUACGGCGGUGAGCUACCGACUCUGUCUCACGGGCUGGUCCAUCCCGCUAUUCAUCCUCAAAUGGCGCCCACCCCCUUGACUCUCGGUGCGUGCGUGCUGCCCGCGCCAGCGCUGGGCUCGCCGGGUGCGUCAGUUCCACCCCCGGCGCACCCUUCGCACCCCUCGCACCCUCCGCACCCCUCGCACCCAGCUCACCCAGCUCAUCAAGCUCACCCAGCUCACAGCGCGCCCUGUUCCACGCUGUUCGUCGCGAACCUGGGACAGUUCGUGUCCGAACAUGAGCUCAAGGAGAUAUUCAGCAGCGAGAACCCUCGUCUUAUGCUUAAGUAUGAGGAUACAUACUUUAACAUGAUAAAAUAUUUCCAGUCGAUGCAAAAAAAAUAA